AUGCAAAUUCUGGCUCCACAGACCACGACGGUGUCGUCAUAUCCAAUUGCACUAUGGCAUGAUGCACCCGACCAGAACAACUUGGCAGAUCGGUACAGCGCGACCGCUUGGGGCUUCCUGAUUGCGCCAUUUCUGAUCCAGCACUCAGGAACACGGAUCCGUGGUGUGCGAUCGUCGGCUGUCGGUCUUGCUGUUGCCCACUCUUUGCCGGCCAGGUGGAACGACACGGUGCCAGACAACCUGAUUAUCAAAUCAGAACAAUCGCUCGCUGAACCCCUCCAGCACGGUACUUUGUUCGGACGUCCGCCUGUAAAAAGAAGGACGCCGUUCUACCAAAUGCGGGGAACUGGAGCUGUCAAUCAUCAUCACGCGUCUUCUCCCUCUCAACUCUCGAAUGCCGAGCUGAAAUCACCAACCUGCAACAACACACCCCGCUUCCAUACACCAGCUGCUUCAGUCCUCUAG
Dothidotthia symphoricarpi CBS 119687 is the source of this 465-nucleotide messenger RNA. RefSeq lists its product as uncharacterized. Bases 1 to 465 code for a protein of 154 amino acids. The record is from RefSeq and is a predicted model, not a curated record. Lineage: Eukaryota; Fungi; Ascomycota; Dothideomycetes; Pleosporales; Dothidotthiaceae. The transcript has a single exon.